CAAGCUUUGAAGAACAUUUUCUCGAUCUUCACUUCAACUGGCCGGAUGUGGAUGGAACGAUCGGGUAGGAUAGUGAGUGUCAGGAGAAAGAAAAGAAUUAGAAGCGUCUCUCAUAGGUUCACCAAUUUAUUGACUCUUGCCAGGUAGCCCGAUGUCUCAUCGUAAGAUGUUGGUGAGUCUUAGACCAAUUGGGGCCAAGGAGGGUUUGGUUAAUAAAUAAGUAUUAAAGGCACGACGAGCGCAGGCAUGUGAUUGUAAGGGAUUUCCAGUCCCUGGCUAGCGAUGAUAGCGAUGUAAGCCCGGCAAGCAAGGAAGGUUGUAAGGGGUUUCAAGCCCCUGGCUAGCGGUCAAGUAAGUAAAGAGAUGUCGGUUGCUUGAGG
This is a messenger RNA of Arabidopsis thaliana (thale cress), 380 nucleotides long. RefSeq lists its product as uncharacterized. The transcript is spliced from 2 exons. NCBI's taxonomy places the organism in Eukaryota, Viridiplantae, Streptophyta, Magnoliopsida, Brassicales, Brassicaceae. The record is from RefSeq and is marked reviewed. The coding region runs from base 46 to 147 and encodes 33 amino acids.